AUGGAUUGCUUUAUGCAGCAGAUGUGCGACGCCCUUCAUGACGGGUCUCUGGGCAUCGAUCUAAACAUUGAUCUUGGGCAAGUGAAUAGUGUUGAGUCCACCGUCCCGUAUUCAGGUUACCCUGCAGAUGUCGCGAUGGAAAGGCCAGCUGAGGAUGGAGCCUAUCAUGAUGCAGGUUUCGAGGAGAGGGGGUGUGCUCCUGUACCAAGCUUCUCGAAACCCGAUGCUGGCUUAUUAGCUGACAUGCUGGCUGAACAGACUACCAGAGGAACCGAGAGACCAUUCUUUGGGAGUGAUUCAUUCACAUCACCAUUCAUUGGGAUUAGCCCAAUAUCGAUUCCUGGUAUAUCUAGCUUACCUCGGAGUGACGGGCUCGCGGGUACGCAUACGAUUUAG
Asparagus officinalis (garden asparagus) is the source of this 396-nucleotide messenger RNA. RefSeq lists its product as uncharacterized. The record is from RefSeq and is a predicted model, not a curated record. Lineage: Eukaryota; Viridiplantae; Streptophyta; Magnoliopsida; Asparagales; Asparagaceae. The transcript is spliced from 3 exons. The coding region runs from base 1 to 396 and encodes 131 amino acids.